ACAAGUGCCAGGAAGAAGAAAGAUUUCCAAACUUAGUUACCAUGGCGGCGCUGACACGGCGCAGCUCGUUUUAGACCCACUGAGAGCUUCUAAUCGGACGGUUUGACGAGAACUUGAGCAGAAGGAGUUUUAUAAGUCGAGGAGGAGAAAGGAGGUCCAGGCGGAGACAUGGGGAAGAAACAGGAGAACCAGGACUCCGAGUACGGAGAAGCUGCUCAGUUCGACCCAGCAUUCAAUGGACCCAUAAAGAAAAGAGGAUGCACCGAUAUCAUCUGCUGCGUCCUCUUCAUGGCCGUCAUCCUCGGCUACAUCGUAGUCGGGAUUUUAGCGUGGCUCUUUGGAGAUCCAAGACAUGUUCUGUAUCCCAGAAACUCAACCGGGUGGUUCUGUGGCAUCGAACCAAAUGAAGGCCGAGCCAACCUGUUCUACUUUGACAUUCUCAAAUGUGCCACAUCUCUUAACGUCAUGGCGUCUGCCCUCAAUGGCUUGCAAUGUCCGACCACACAGGUGUGCGUGGAAAGCUGUCCCAAUCAGUUUUGGGCCGUGGGAGUUUCGUCGUAUUUUGUCGGCGUGAAACCGGUAAACGUGUUCAACCAGAGCCUCUGCGUGCCGUCUAUCGACCUGGCGACCACGACGAAGAGUGUUAAGGAAAUUGUGGACAAUGAGCUUUGUCCUUUCUUCUACAUGCCCACGAUCUCAGUGCUGGGUCGAUGUUUACCCGACAUCCCGGCCCUGGGGAGGAUCCCUUCUGACUUUGCCAACAUUCCCGGAUUACCCUCCUCAGUCAAUGACACAGUCAACCAAAUCCGGAAUGGCACUGGGGACAUGGUGAACGGCUUCAACGCCAAGGAGGUCGGCAUGCGCAUCUUUGAGGAUUUUGCGUUGUCAUGGCCGUGGAUCCUCCUUGGUCUGCUUAUCGCCAUGGUGGUCAGCAUGCUGUUCCUGUUGCUGCUGAGGUUCACCGCUCCAGUGAUGGUGUGGGUGCUCAUCAUAGGGGUCCUGGGUGCCGGGGCCUACGGCAUCUGGCACUGCUACUGGGAAUAUGAUACCUUAAAGCAGGCGUCGGCCACCAUCUCGGAUAUUGGCUUCACCACCAACUUAGACGUCUACCUGCAAGUCCAAGAGACCUGGCUGGCCUUCUUGAUCAUCAUAUCUGUGGCGGAGGCGAUCAUUCUCCUGACCAUCAUCUUCUUGCGGUCAAGGAUCCUCAUCGCCAUCGCUCUGAUCCAGGAGUCAAGCAAGGCAAUCAGUCACAUGAUGUCCUCUCUGCUCUACCCCCUGGUGACCUUUGUUCUCCUGCUGGUGUGCGUCGCUUACUGGGGCGCCACUGCUUUAUAUUUGGCCACUUCGGGAGGCCCGAUCUACAAAGUGGUGGCUCUGAACUCCACGGCUGACGACUGCAGCAGUAUCAAUGGCACUGUGGACUGUGACCCUCAGAACUUCACCGCGGCGGACUACCCGGGCUGCCCCUUUGCCAGCUGCAUCUUCAUCAAGUACAACGACGAGGGUCUGUUCCAGAGGAACCUCUUCAACCUGCAGAUCUACAACGCCGUGGCGUUCCUCUGGUGCGUCAACUUCGUCAUCGCCUUGGGGCAGUGCACGCUGGCGGGGGCCUUCGCCUCCUACUACUGGGCCUUCACCAAGCCGGACGACAUCCCCACGUUUCCCCUGAGCGCGAGCUUCUUGCGCUCUCUCAGGUACCAUGUGGGCUCCUUGGCGUUCGGAGCUUUGAUCCUGACCCUGGUGCAGAUAGCCAGGAUGAUUCUGGAGUACAUUGACCACAAAACGAGAGCGGCGCAGAAUCCAUGUGCACGGUUCAUCCUGUGCUGCAUGAAGUGCUGCCUCUGGUGUCUGGAGAAGUUCAUCAAGUUCCUCAACAGGAACGCGUACAUCAUGAUUGCAAUUUACGGGAAAAACUUCUGCGUCUCGGCCAAAAACGCUUUCAUGCUGCUCAUGAGAAACGUCGUGAGGGUCGUGGUGCUCGAUAAAGUCACGGACCUGCUGCUGUUCUUCGGGAAGCUCCUGGUGGUCGCAGGAGUAGGCAUACUGUCCUUCUUCUUCUUCUCUCGACGGAUUUUAUUACCAGGCAACACCUUCCGCUCUGAAACCCUCAACUACUACUGGAUGCCCAUUAUCACGGUGGUGUUUGGCAGCUACCUCAUCGCUCAUGGAUUCUUCAGUGUGUACAACAUGUGUGUGGACACACUCUUCCUCUGCUUCUUGGAGGACUUGGAGCGUAACGAUGGAUCGCAGGAGAAGCCGUACUAUAUGUCCAAAAACCUCAUGAAGAUCCUCAACAAAUCCAACAAAGCACCAAAAAAGGGUAAAGGGAAGGACUGAAGAUCGCUUUACGCCUUAAACACUGUCGUUUUAUUCAGGAUACAUUUACAUCCUUUUUCAACCCGUUCAACCAAAAUUUAUUUGCAAGUUUUGCACUUUUUAAUGGUUUUAUUUUGUCUGUGCAUUUAGUAUUAAUGUCUGUACACAUGAAAUAAUUAAUGUGGAUGUGGGUCAUGUGAUAUUUUAAGUUGCAAGGUGUCUUGCAUGACUUUUCAUUUGUUAAAAUGUUUUUGAUUUGGCAUUUUAUCUUUUGAUUUAACUGAAAGUCCUACAAUAUUUCUUCUGUUAUUGUAAACAAUAUUUGCUUGUGGAUUUUUCUCCCCUUUCAAGAAGUACCUUCUAUCAAAUGAAAAAAGUGCCGAUACGUUAUAUAUUUUUGUAUAUAUAUAAAAGAUUGUUUUAUAAAACAUU
Messenger RNA from Pseudoliparis swirei, 2751 nucleotides. It is a transcript of the gene slc44a4, whose product is annotated as solute carrier family 44 member 4. Gene Ontology annotation, cellular component: plasma membrane. Bases 169 to 2340 code for a protein of 723 amino acids. Gene Ontology annotation, molecular function: thiamine pyrophosphate transmembrane transporter activity. Gene Ontology annotation, biological process: choline transport; thiamine pyrophosphate transmembrane transport. The transcript is spliced from 22 exons. The record is from RefSeq and is a predicted model, not a curated record. Lineage: Eukaryota; Metazoa; Chordata; Actinopteri; Perciformes; Liparidae.